GAGGACAUGAAUCAUAUCCGAGGACACAGAGCUGCCAAAAUAACAGCCGCAUUUACUGCAUUUAAAGUUAUCCGUUUAAGAGCCAAGGAGAACAGUUCAGCAUAUUUUGCAUCUAAACCACAGUCAGAUGUUUGAAUGUUAAGCUAUUAGAACAAUAAACCGAAGAUCGGAUCUCGUCUGAGGAAUUCACGCGGAUGUGACCGAGGCCUGCUAAAGCCUGUACAUUGAAGCUUUACAUCAGUGAUCAUGGCUGAAGAUCCACAGAGAAACUUCCGCUCGGCGUACUAUGAGAAGGUGGGUUUCAGAGGCGUGGAGGAGAAGAAAUCUCUGGAGAUUUUACUGAAGGACAAUCCACUGGAUGUGGAGAAGUUGAGCACCUUCAGUCAGAGGUUUCCUCUUCCGUCCAUGUACAGGAUACACGUGUGGAAAGUCUUACUGGGUAUUUUACCUCCUCACAGCGACUCUCACGCUCUGGUGUCUCGAUACCGUGCCGAGCAGUUCGAUGACGUCACUGCCGCUUUAAAAGCCAUGCGGUUCAUCCACUCGGCCACGCCCCCUACAGAGUUCUACCUGCGCAUGUAUCAGCUGGAGAGCCAACAGCUUCCCCGGAGGACUGAGCUGAGACCGCCGGAUGAGAAUGAUGAAAACUUCCUGUCUAUCGCCCGGGCGAUGGAGGAGAUCGUCGAUGACUCGGUGGACUGCUACUGGCUGAUCAGAUGCUUCAUCAACCAGUUUAAUCACAAGUUUGGAGACUCCAUCCCUCACCUGCCGAAGAGUCUGGAGCACUUCCUGUCUCAGGAGGACAGCUGUCUGUUGUCUCAUCUGAAGAUGUCCGGUGGUCUGGACUCUCUGCCGUACUCUCUCUGGUUCAGACGCUGUUUUGCAGGCUGUUUACCAGAGUCCAGUUUACAGAGGGUCUGGGAUAAGGUCAUCAGUGGCUCCUGUAAGAUCUUGGUGUUUGUUGCCGUGGAGAUUCUGCUCAGCUACAAGAUCAUGCUGAUGGGAAUGAGUCAACCGGAGGGAGUAUUUGACUUCCUGUCUAAUAUGCCGCAGGAAAACACAGACGCCAUAGUCACAAAAGCCAUUGACCUCUGGCACAAACACUGCGGGACGCCCAUGCACUCCGUAUGAGACCAGCCCACCGUUUAUGCUAAUGAGGACAUCACUACUUUUCUGGCUUUUUUAAAUGCGGCUACAACUUCAGUUUCAACUCCCUGACUUCGGAGGCCAUUGCAUUACAACUACACUUUAUAAACGUUGCUAGCCAUCCCAUUUCUGAACAGACACGAAACACAAGCUCACGACUCUCACUUUAUUACGUUUCUUUACACGAGGAUCUGCAUACAUAAUCCCAGAGUGACAGUCACAUGACAUGCACACGCGCUCUCUUUGCGGGUUUCUGAGCUAAUAGCAGCAGCGCAAGAGAGCGACGUUAAAGAACUGUAAAACACGUCUUAAUCGUUCAAAACAUGACUUUUGCUCUUCUGUGUGUUAAACACAGCUUAAAGUGAAAAUUUGGUCAUUAUGUUUGUCGUUUCAAACCCGUUUGCUGUCAUUUUGUUUAUAGGAGACAUUUCCUAUAAAACUAGCUCAUAGUGACAUCAUAGUCGCAAAUGACAGCAUAUGGGUUUGGAACUUCAUUAAUAAUAACGAUCAUUUUCAUUUAGGUUUUUCCUUUAAUGUUCAAUGCCCUGCCAAUGUGUUCAGUAUAAAAGUCAGUUAAAAAUAUUUAUAAAUAUUAACCAAAAAUCGUUGUCACACGUUGUUCGUUGCAAUCACUGAGAAUAAAAUUGUAAAAAAAAAAACAACACUGAUUUUUUUUCAUCCUUCUUGAAUAUGAGCGCCUGUUUUGGCAACAUGGUGCCCUCCAGGUCGGGCAGAGUUUAAAGGGUGUGCCCCAAAUAAAACACCCUACGUAGCAAACUUCAGCCAAACGCUUGUGUAUCAGAGUGUAGGGUGCUUAACCGCAGAGACAAAAGAGCAUUAAAGAGACAAAAAACAGGGACGUAUACUGGGGUGGGGUCCCAGCAAACAUCAAGAAUACAAUCAAGGCUUUAACGCAUUAUUGCUUUGUCCUGUCACAUCCAUCAAGAUCUCCUCCACUGUGAUUGGUCGGUGUAACGUGGGCGUGUCAUGAAGUUGUCCAAAAAUGCAGUAGAACAGAAAACUGUGAAUUAAAAGACAGAUAUUUGUAAUUUUGCUUGUAAUAACGCAAGUUGCUCUCUUUAUAAAAGUCUUUUCUGUUGCGUUUCUGUGUUUUGAGAACAGAAAUUAAAGGGGAAUUAUUUAGUAAAUCCACCACGUUCUCUGAUGCACUCAAAACUGUAAUCCGGGAAAAUAAAAUGAAUGGCGAAAACACAUAAUAUUCAGUUUUUAAAUGUUAUGCUUUAGAAUAUACACGUAUAUCAGAUAUAUAGCACAAAACAUGUGCUUUCUCGCAUGGACGUCAAUCUUCAAAUCUUUCCGCGGUGAAUUGGCCAGUGUACGCAGGGGCGAUAUUCCUGGAGGGCGAUCGCGGGAUCAGAUGCUCUGAGCUGCAUCCGAUCGGCGAGUCCUCCGGGGUGAUUCCCGAUUGCACUAGUCUCACUUCAGUCACCAACGUUUGA
Xyrauchen texanus (razorback sucker) is the source of this 2606-nucleotide messenger RNA. RefSeq names its product TBC1 domain family, member 7 (gene tbc1d7). Lineage: Eukaryota; Metazoa; Chordata; Actinopteri; Cypriniformes; Catostomidae. Gene Ontology annotation, biological process: activation of GTPase activity; negative regulation of TOR signaling. Gene Ontology annotation, molecular function: GTPase activator activity. The record is from RefSeq and is a predicted model, not a curated record.